This is a messenger RNA of Pomacea canaliculata, 1293 nucleotides long. Its product is annotated as T-kininogen 1-like. Gene Ontology annotation, molecular function: cysteine-type endopeptidase inhibitor activity. NCBI's taxonomy places the organism in Eukaryota, Metazoa, Mollusca, Gastropoda, Architaenioglossa, Ampullariidae. The coding region runs from base 79 to 531 and encodes 150 amino acids. The record is from RefSeq and is a predicted model, not a curated record. The transcript has 4 exons.
AGGUAACGUGCUACGUCCUAAACACGUACACCUUUACGUCUUCAACACGUGACACUUACAGAAUUUCGAGAAGGUAGCAUGCUACGUUGUAAAACAUGUACAACUUUCAAGACUCGUGACAUUCUGUACGACCCACACGGUAGAACUUGGCCACUCCACCAGUGGUGUCCUUCAAACCGUCAAGGACAAUCUCCUCCCGGGGGUCGAUUCCCUAUCCCCCCUGACUCACCCUUCCUGCAGCCCGCAGUGAGCUUCGCAGCAGCCAUCGUCAACAGGGAGUGCAACUGCGUCAUGUGUCAGACCAUCGUCGUCGUCACCAACGCCACCGAGCAGUUUGAGUCGGGAGUAAUGUACAACUUCUUGAUGGAAAUGGCCGACUCCAACACCUGCCUGGUUGUAGACUGCCUUUACAACGUGUCGUCUGCCGCAUGUCCUCCCGACCCUCUGGCACCUACGUACUGGUGCAAUGCCACGGUGUAUGCACGGCCAUGGGAGAACCCGCCAUACAUUCUGGAGGGUCUGAGUUGCUGAGGCUGUUCGCAGAAAUUGCAGGAAUCCUUUCACGACUGAAGGGCGCUUUCUUUUCUUUUUUUUUUUUUGUCUGUUAGACUAGAUCAGACUGAUCGAAUUUGUUGUCGCAACAUAUGUCAAGUUGAAGUGGUUUAAACUCAACGCAAUUUUUUCUAUUUAUUUUGAUAUUAUAUUUACUUUGUAAGUGUAGCUUUUAAAACAUCUCUCGUGUCAUGCCAGAGAUGGUUAUAUCCUGACCGUUGACUACUUUGUUGUACACAGUGUCAUGCAUGUCUUUCAGCGGGUACUUUAACCAUCGAGGUCGACGACCAGUAGCGUCUCAUUGUCUGUUAGUCAGACAGUUUCUACAGUUCUGAUGUCAGAUAUGCACAGUUAAACAAUUGUCGAAAAUUCGAAAUUUAGGUUGCACACCAUUAAAUAAUGAAACUUAAGAUUCAUGGUUUAUUGAACAUGGAAGAGUUUAUUUUUUGUUUAAAAAGAUAACACGAAAAAAUACCACAGCACUUUGCGAAUAGUCGGCAAAAAAAUAUGCUUGUAGUUCAGAACGGAUGGCACUAGUAUCAGUAUUACGUACGUACAGUUUACAGUUUCACUUAGAAGCUACAGCAGACGAAGUUAUGUCAGUGGUAGGGAUUGUGGAAUUAGUACUUCUACCUGACAACACUUCAAAGAAGACUGAAACCAACAACAACAAGAAAAAAAGAAAAAAAAAACCCCACGAAAUAAAACAAAGCAAAAAAAAAAAAAAAAAAAAAAAAAAAA